Sclerotinia sclerotiorum 1980 UF-70 is the source of this 870-nucleotide messenger RNA. RefSeq lists its product as hypothetical. NCBI's taxonomy places the organism in Eukaryota, Fungi, Ascomycota, Leotiomycetes, Helotiales, Sclerotiniaceae. Bases 1 to 870 code for a protein of 289 amino acids. The record is from RefSeq and is a predicted model, not a curated record. The transcript is spliced from 2 exons. Gene Ontology annotation, molecular function: GTPase activity.
AUGAGUAAAUUUGGCGUCCUAGUAAUGGGACCUGCAGGUGCAGGAAAAACAACCUUCUGUACCGGUCUAAUAAACCACCUCCAAAACAAUCGCCGCUCUUGCUUCUAUAUCAACCUCGACCCGGCAGCCGAAACCUUUUCCCACGAACCCGAUCUCGACAUCAAAGACCUCAUCUCCCUCGAAGAUGUCAUGGAAGAAAUGGGACUCGGUCCCAACGGCGGUCUAAUCUAUUGUUUCGAAUUCCUACUCGAGAAUUUGGAUUUUCUCUCUGAAGCCAUCGAGCCUCUCACGGAAGAAUAUCUCAUCAUAAUCGAUAUGCCGGGCCAGAUAGAAUUAUACACACAUAUCCCGAUUUUGCCUGCCUUGGUGAAAUUCUUGACAAAGACAGGCGCGCUAGAUAUUAAUCUCUGCGCGGCAUAUUUAUUAGAAGCGACAUUUGUAGUUGAUCGGGCGAAGUUUUUCGCAGGCACUUUAUCUGCUAUGAGUGCGAUGAUUAUGCUCGAGGUUCCACAUGUGAAUAUUCUUUCCAAGAUGGAUUUGGUAAAAGGACAAGUUGCGAAGAGGGAAUUGAAGAGAUUUUUAGAUCCAGAUACGUCAUUAUUGGAUGAUGAUCAGGAAGAAGAUGAUGGGGAAGGAGAAGCAAAGGAUGCGCAAACAUUGAUGAAGGGGAAUAGUUUUCGAAGAUUGAACAAGGCGGUUGCGGGUUUGAUUGAUAGUUUUAGUAUGGUGUCAUAUCUGAGGUUGGAUGUGCAGAGUGAGGAUAGUGUGAGUGGAAUCUUGAGUUAUAUUGAUGAUGCGAUUCAAUUUCACGAGGCGCAGGAACCAAAGGAACCAAAUGAUGAAGUGGAAUAUGAUGAGCCGGAUAUGUAA